Messenger RNA from Delphinapterus leucas (beluga whale), 1637 nucleotides. The record is from RefSeq and is a predicted model, not a curated record. Lineage: Eukaryota; Metazoa; Chordata; Mammalia; Artiodactyla; Monodontidae.
CAGGCCAGGCCAGCUCCCCUGGCAGCAGAGCCGGGGCAGGUGACAGGCGGGCGUCGCAGCUGAGGGAGCGAGGAGACGCCUGGGAACCGGAGCUGGAAGCCUAAAGAGGUCCAGUCAGAGCCCAAGAGCCCGAGCCACCCCUCCCGCUGCCCGCCAUGGGGGAGAUGGAGCAGCUGCGGCAGGAAGCAGAGCAGCUCAAGAAGCAGAUUGCAGAUGCCAGGAAGGCCUGUGCUGACAUUACUCUGGCAGAGCUGGUGUCUGGCCUAGAGGUCGUGGGACGAGUGCAGAUGCGGACGCGGCGGACGCUAAGGGGACACCUGGCCAAGAUCUACGCCAUGCACUGGGCCACCGACUCCAAGCUGCUGGUAAGUGCCUCGCAAGACGGGAAGCUGAUUGUGUGGGACACCUACACCACCAACAAGGUGCACGCCAUCCCGCUGCGCUCCUCCUGGGUCAUGACCUGUGCCUACGCCCCGUCGGGGAACUUCGUGGCAUGUGGGGGGCUGGACAACAUGUGCUCCAUCUACAGCCUCAAAUCCCGGGAGGGCAAUGUCAAGGUCAGCCGGGAGCUCUCUGCUCACACAGGUUAUCUCUCCUGCUGCCGCUUCCUGGACGACAACAACAUUGUGACCAGCUCCGGGGACACCACGUGUGCUCUGUGGGACAUCGAGACCGGGCAGCAGAAGACUGUGUUUGUGGGACACACGGGGGACUGCAUGAGCCUGGCCGUGUCCCCUGACUUCAAACUCUUCAUUUCGGGGGCCUGUGAUGCCAGCGCCAAGCUCUGGGAUGUGCGGGAGGGGACCUGCCGGCAGACGUUCACGGGCCACGAGUCGGACAUCAAUGCUAUCUGCUUCUUCCCCAACGGAGAGGCCAUCUGCACGGGCUCGGACGACGCCUCCUGCCGCCUGUUUGACCUGCGGGCAGACCAGGAGCUGACCACCUACUCCCACGAGAGCAUCGUCUGCGGCAUCACAUCCGUGGCCUUCUCCCUCAGCGGCCGCCUGCUCUUUGCGGGCUACGACGACUUCAACUGCAAUGUCUGGGACUCCAUGAAGUGCGAGCGAGUGGGCAUCCUCUCUGGCCACGACAACAGGGUCAGCUGCCUGGGGGUCACAGCUGAUGGGAUGGCUGUGGCCACUGGUUCCUGGGACAGCUUCCUCAAAAUCUGGAACUGAGGAGGCUGGAGGAGGGGAGGUAAAAGGCCACGAAGACACUCGGCUGCCCUCUCCCCUGCCCGAUUUCUUUAAGAUUUUCUCUUCUACCCUGCAGCCGCCCUUCCCGCCCAGCUUUCCCCUUUGAGGGCGUGGGGAGUACGGGGAGAGUGCCUUUGGGAGGCAACACCAGGGACAUGGGUGGGGAACUGCCCCAUCUCCUCCCACGGCCUCCCCUUCUCCAUGGUCCUGACAGCUUCUCCACCCUUGGCAGGCCUAGCAGGCUUCCCAUCUGAGGCCACAGGCCCUAGGAUUCCCCUGCCCCCAGAGCCACCACCUUUGUCUAGACCCGAGUGGCGCAGGGCCCUCAGCUCUGGCACCACUAGGGUCCUGGCCCCCUUUUCCUUCGUACUUCCUCCUUUGUCUACCUUCUUGCCUCUCCUAAAGCACUGGCAAUAAAGUAGUGCCCUGGUAUGUCUGUGA